Carassius gibelio (silver crucian carp) is the source of this 1182-nucleotide messenger RNA. RefSeq names its product prolactin receptor-like. The coding region runs from base 295 to 1182 and encodes 295 amino acids. Gene Ontology annotation, biological process: cytokine-mediated signaling pathway. The transcript is spliced from 8 exons. The record is from RefSeq and is a predicted model, not a curated record. Gene Ontology annotation, molecular function: cytokine receptor activity; protein binding. Gene Ontology annotation, cellular component: external side of plasma membrane. Lineage: Eukaryota; Metazoa; Chordata; Actinopteri; Cypriniformes; Cyprinidae.
UCUGACAGGUUUUAGUCUUGUUCCCAGGGACUUGCUGAGUUUCUAGAUCUCUCCGCUGUUUGUUUGUUAGUUGUUGUCAUAUGAUCUGCUGUAUCAGGAUUACUCCUUUAUCUCCUCUGUAAGCUCAUCUUCAUGAACACAAGAGCAGGUGUGUAGUGAGUGUGGAGAGAGAAGUGUCGGGUUCAUCAAGGUAGAGGCGUUCAGCUGUUAAAGUGGCGAGAGGUAUGAGAACUGAACAUGGACUCUGUCUGAAGCGCUUUCUAUCGGACUCAAUCCUGCUGAUCUAACAGUCGCAUGAUGCUGUGCUUUCUGCUCCUGACGCUUCACUGGAUGACCGUCACUGAAGCGCUGCAGUCGUCCAAGGAAGAUGGUAAAAGGCCGUAUAUUUACCGCUGCCGCUCGCCCAACAUGGAGAUCUUCACCUGCUGGUGGCAUCCGAUCGCUAAUCAGGACAACGUCACCUACACGCUCCUGUACACCAUGGGUGAGCGUGCUCCUCAGGAGUGUCCUGAUUACGUGAGCGGCGGCAUCAACAGCUGCUUCUUUGAUGCCAAACACACUCAGGUCUGGGAGAUGUACUGCAUGAACGUGACGGCACACACACACACGGGGCCCAUCACCUCUCGGAAACACUGCCUGGACGUGGUCGAGAUAGUGGAAACCGACCCUCCCUUUAACCUGACAUAUAUCAUGCUGAACGAGAGCAUCGGUGAAGAGGGCCGCAAUGUUUUAGUGUCCUGGCUGCAUCCGAAAGAGUCUCUGGUUCAUGAGCAACUGAUGAUGCUGGUCUACGAGCUGCGCUACAGAAACCUCGCUCAGCCAGACAACUGGAGGGUAAUGGAGCGUUUGCGCGAGCCUCAUGUGGAGUUUUUGGAUCUGCCGGUGGGAAGGUAUGAGUUCAGUGUGCGCUGCCGCACCACCAGCAACAAACACUGGAGUGUAUGGAGUGAGUCCAUCAUCGUCAGCAUCAACGGCAGAGCUCUGUCCGGGGGACAUCGUAAUACCCUGAGAUCAAAUGUUAGCCUUGAUCCUUGUGACCAGCCUCACCAUCAUGAUCUUCAUCAUCUUCACUUUGGGGAACAUCCCACGAGGCAAGAGGUCAGUGACGUCAUGAAGCUCAUAGCUCUGGUCUCGUCUCAGACAUUUAGUUCUGGCACCGACAGCCACAAAUCUGCAGAAUAG